Bradysia coprophila is the source of this 932-nucleotide messenger RNA. It is a transcript of the gene RpL6, whose product is annotated as ribosomal protein L6. Gene Ontology annotation, biological process: cytoplasmic translation; ribosomal large subunit assembly. Gene Ontology annotation, cellular component: ribosome; cytosolic large ribosomal subunit. NCBI's taxonomy places the organism in Eukaryota, Metazoa, Arthropoda, Insecta, Diptera, Sciaridae. The record is from RefSeq and is a predicted model, not a curated record. Gene Ontology annotation, molecular function: RNA binding; structural constituent of ribosome.
AAUUUUUUCAUUCUUUCUUACUUGAACGACACGAGAAGACACGUGUUUACCAAAUGGCUCCUGUUGAAAAGAGUGUAAAAAAGGCUCCCGUAAAGGGAAAAAAGCCAUCAAAGUUCCGUAAAACCACCAACUACGAUCUGAGCGGUGGAAUAAUGAGAUAUUCGCGUCACCAACAAUAUAAACGCAAGGCAUUGUGGCGUCAAAAAGCAACACUGAAACCGAAGGUUCAGGUCCCGAAGAAGCCAUUGACAGUCGUCAAGGAAAUUGGCGGCGCUCACAAUGGUGGAAAACGUGUCGUGCAAUUACGCAAAAACAAGGCCAACUACCCAACCAAAGCAUUGGUUACAGACCGCCCAACCAAGGGAUGCUUCAAGCUACAUAAACGAAACACGCGUCAAUCAUUGAUUCCCGGUCGUGUUGUUAUUGUGGUUGCCGGAAAGCAUAAGGGAAAACGUGUUGUUGUGCUCAAGGUUCUUCAAUCUGGUUUGUUGUUGAUCACCGGACCAUUCUCGUUGAACUCCUGCCCAAUUCGUCGCAUUUCCCAACGCUAUGUUAUUGCCACCCAGACCCGCAUUAAUAUGGAGAAAGUCGUCAUUCCCGAUCACAUCAACGAUGCUUACUUCAAACGAGAACAGAAGAAGAAGCGCAACCGUGGUGAAGGCGAAAUCUUUGCUGCCAAGAAGGAGAAGUACGCUCCAUCGGAACAACGUAAAGCCGAUCAGGUAGCUGUCGAUAAAUCUGUGAAAUCUGCAGUGAGUCAACACAAGGAUAAGAAGUUGCUGUUCAACUAUUUGAGAAGCUACUUUGCACUUAGCUCUUCGCAGUAUCCUCAUCGAUUGAAGUUCUAAGCCGCAACGAGUGUUGGACACGAAAAUUUUUACUUGAAAAUUUGAUGAAUGUAACGGUUUGUCAAUAAACAGGAAAACAAAAAA